UAGAGUUGGAAGACUUUCAUGCAUCUCCAGCACAGGAGUUCGUUAAUGCACGUCCCCCAUUAAGGCUUCAUUCGAGAGUCUCCCACUUUGAGAAGCAUCUUGGCGCACCUCUUGAAGGGCAAAGCCGCGUGAUGGCCCUUCAAGAUAAACUUCACAAGAUGGAUACUGGGAAGAUCUAACUUCGCCAACUGUGUCCCCUCCUAGAAUGAAAGCCAUGCAAUCACCUGUCGCGCCAGGAAAAGUAGUACAAGGGCAGAAGGAUAGCAUCACUAUCAAAGCUUCGUCUUCUUCGCCAAAUAAGAAGGAUGACGAAAAGGAAAACUACAACAAUCCCGAAACCCGCAAUAUUAUGGCGAAAAAAGCAUCCAGCAGACCCCACUCCCCUAGAUUCCCGGAGCCACGAGGCAUGGCGCAGCUUGUAGAAGAAACUGUUGCGCGCGAACCUCGAGUCGUUGCAAGGUGUAUGUCACAGGAAGACGAAGAAGAAGCACGUAAGAAAGCUGUAAAAGCAGAAGCUGUAGAAAAAGCUGUAGCGAAAGGCCUCCAGAUAAAAACGAGGAGGACUUCAUCAUGCGAGGAGCAUCCGCGUGCAUCGAAAGUAGGAGGAACGCGCACUCGUACAACGGAAGCUGGACGGGUAGAGGUAGACGAGGUCAGCAAGAGAGGCCAGCAGGAGAACAGGAGCCCCAAUCUUCAAAGAGGAGAUGGGUCGGACAUCACCAACAUCAAGAACCUAAAGGACAGGCCAAAGGCUAGGGCUACAGGAGCAUCGCCGCUAGCUAUUCCUCGUGCAGUUCACGCUAUGUUGAAAUCUAUGUCGCCAGUAUCUUUGAGUCCUCGCGGACUGGGUGGAAGAUUAAGAAGAUCUCCGUCACAUCAACAAGAGCAAGAGCCUCAAGUAGAUCAAACUCAUCAAGAAGACCAAGGCCCUGGCCCUCUUCAAGCAAAUGCUACGCAAUGUCUUCAAGCGCAUCAUAGUACUAGUAUGACUAGGGCUCGCGCUCGUCAUUCUGUGCCUCAAAUGCGGUCGGCCGCUAGGUCAAGUGGAGGCUAUAACGACGUAAAAGAACGAGGCGACUAUGAGGAAAAGACACCCCCAACAAACACGAAUCCCGGAGACGAGCCUCUGCCUGCACCACGAGCAACCCCGGGGGAAGCAAGAGCAACGACGUAUCAUUAUGGCGAAGCCGCCUAUGCCUAAGAUUCCUAUAUCAAGAAAGGUGGGCAGCUUAAAAUUAGAAGACUUACUGGGAUUCGAGAGAGAGUCAAAGUGUCGACACUUAGUCGAUUAUUAUGAAUCCAGCCCUAUUCGUCUAGAAAACAAAAUAGCGCGUCAUGUUCUCCGCGUGUUGCUCUAUUUUAUCCUCGUCAACAUUUACAAGUGCAUACUCCUUCUGCGUCUUCUACUAAUCUCAUCACUCUGCAUCUGGUACAGCCUUGGAGCGCAUCGUCGAGGAACCGCCGUUCUUAGGUGAGCAGCGUUCGAUUCCGCUGGAUGACAACCACCAAAACCACCAACCAUCAUCUUCAUUUUCUGCAGAUCGACCUAGGAGCACACCAGGCGCCACUGCACCCCCUGCAGAUCAGCUUAGCAGCGCACCAGGUGGAGUCGUUGCGUCUUCUUCUUAUUCUACUACCUCUGCUGAAGAAGGACCACAUCUUCUGGCAGAAUUCGACCAACUGCAACAACUAGCAAAAGAAGGUCUUCGGAAAAAAGGUUUGGGCAAUCUUGUGCGGCCGCAAGUUACAAGUAUGAAGGAUAAACUCGUGAACGAUUUGAAGCAGAGUCCCAGUCUAUGAGAUGUUUCAUAAGCUGUCUGUCUGAUGAGGAUUUCGUUGAUGUUGUAGCUGUAAAAAUGUUUGCUGUGUGGUCGUCAUCGAAUUUGAGCUUAAGCUUGAAGAUGAUAACCACGACGGAAAGAGCAAAUUCGAGGUUAAGCGUGAAGAUGAUAACCACGACGGAAAGAGCAAAUCAUGACUAUGCUUCUGCUCUUGCUCGUAGUUGUGCCCAUAGUUGUAAUAUCUUCUGUGAAGACCACUUUUUACUAAUUGUUCUACUGAUGUAACUUUAAUUAGAACUACAUGUGCAAGUUGAUGCUUGGAUGCUUGCUGCUCUAAUUCAAAUUCACCAAGCUCUCUCUCGCCCUCGUCUUGUAGUGACGCUGUCUCAGCCUUGCUACGUCAGAGGAUUACGGCAUCAGAAUUUUAGCCAGGGCACAACUUCCGCAAGCAGAUCUUCCCAGUUUUUACAAGCUUCUGCAGCUACUGCUGGUGGUGGAGAUGCCGGAGAGCAGCCAAUGAGUCCCGCGUCAACUUCCACUCUAGCUCCGCCUGAGGCACAGCUGGACGCGCAGCAUUUUCCAUAUCAAAACCAGUUUCGCGUUGGUAUUACGCCUCGGCAGUUAUCCCCUCCGCCUCUACACCGACAGAUUCUUGCGACCACUGGAACGAGUGCUCUUCUGCUUUCCCCGUUGACUCAAACAAGAUCGGUUGACACUUCUUCUAUUAAUAGUUGUAUGAACAUGAAGACCGGAGGAGCGUACUCACACAACAACUCGACGAAGAAUGGUUGCCCGAUAAGUCAUCAAUUUGGUGAAUGUGACGAAGAGCCAAGACACCUCGUCCAACUACAGCAAGUGGAACCACCCUACUGGUCACACAGCAACGCCGAGCUACAUAAUGCAAAUCAUGAAGUGAGUGAAAGUGUGCGCUUGUUAACGAGUGCGGCAUCCUCUCAGGUCAAAGCAGGUGCAGCCAUUCCCAUAUAUGACGACUCUUGGCGUCGUGCGGGUUACAGUCUCAAACAGGAGAGUCGAGGAGUAAUAGAUGAGCAGCCGCCAGCUCCUCCGAGGCCGAAAACAGGCCCCGGGCGACCCCCAGUUUUGCCCACGGGUAAUGGUUCACCAGAGGGAGCUUCGUUCAAGCCUUCUUCUCGCUCUCAUCGUGACGAGGUAGUGUUUAUUCUAUCUUAAACGUCUUAGAAGUCUUCUCACAUUCUCAUCGAUAAGUUUUAUUGGUAUAAUAUUAAUCAGCUAUGUAUCUAACCUAACCUACUUGUGAUACGUUUAGUACGUUCACCGAUCACGUAGUAAUUCAUCUAAUGGCAAUCCUCCUUCUAGUUCUACUACACUUUAAUUUGUAGUAUUCAUUCUUGAUUCAGAUUCGGAAUCAACGUUCCACCACGCCCACAUCAACAAAUUAAAGGUAUUAAUGCACGCGAACAACAACAAAGAUGCUUCACCUCCGCGUCCACGUCGUCCUUCUAGCGAAUACAACGAGGCUCCUUCGUCACGAGCAGCUAGUUCAGGCUCCUCGCAAAGGCAUCAGCGACCGCGACCAUCACUUUUAUGAGUGAACGAGAGAGCAGCUCCCUGGCCAAAUUGUCCUUUGACUUCGUGUCAUCGCAUGAUUUUUCGCAAGACUAGGUAGACUUCUAUGGUUGACUAGCGCUGGUAGUUGUACUAGUGCCACUAGUGCUACUACUUCUACAUCAGUAUGCUAACUAUAGAGCACUUUUCUAGUCUUUGGAUAAAGUCCUUGCUUCUAAUGCCAACAUCUUCACGAAAUACGGGAGCAUCUGGGCUAUAUGCUGGAGCACGAUCCUCAACCUGCGGCAGAACUUCUUCAACAUCCAUUAAAAGAGGACCCUCCACCUGUCCAUCUCCAACGGUAGUGAAUAAUAGAACUGCUUCUACAGUUAAGGCUAGCCAUCCUCUCUCAGCUUCAUCCCUGGCGCUUUUUCUACUUGAAAAAGAAGUAGCACCCAGGGACUAUGCUCUCAAGGAAGAUGCGACCGCGGUAACUCUAAUACAACUACAAAAAGGGGGCCGUCCUCUACAGGCACCAGGGGUUCUUCUGCGUGUGUAUCUCCAAGAAUGAGCGAAAACCCUUUGAGUGCAGUGCAACGAUUAAAGAGCGAGUUCGCUAAAGCAGAGCAGAUACGGCGCACCUUUGAGCGUAGUCGAGCAGGAGGACUUACGACUGUUAUGGUUGGACUUAUGACGAAAUAGGCUUAGGUUUAUGGACCGAGUACAAGCACGAGACACCUAGAACAGCUCUACCCCUUUGGCCUAUAUAUUGUUAUGGAGGAAUUGACGAAAUUAAGCCUUUAAAACUCGUUUUAAAGGGUGUUCAUGGCAAGGAAGAGCACCCGAAGCUUAGCUCCAGUUGGAGCGUGGUUGUUCCUUUGUAUUACAGUUUUGUUAAGCUCCUAUUGGAGCUUCAUUGAAUGGGCCUUAGAGUGUAAUGACCCGAUACAAAGCUCUAUCUUCCCUUUUUGGGUUGUUUGUUGUUAGGUGUUAAUUUGUUGUUUUUUUCCCACCCACCCACUUCCGGGGGCGAUUCGCUUUGCUUUUAGAAGGCUCGUCAGCAUCACGACUGCGGUCUGAUGUUACCCUUCCGACAGCAGAGCAGAUCGCUGGAGCUAAGCCUCCUUGCCAUGAUACGAGUUGAUUGACUGCCUUCGCAGAAUAUUUGUUGAUUAGCGUUGUUGGAAAGUUGUAUGCGGUGUUUGAAAAUUUUACGUGUGAAAAGCGAAGGUUAUUGGAAAAAGGCGAUGGUUCUUUUUGAGGAGGCGUAUAUAUCCAGCGAUGUGCUCUGCUGGUUCUUUUGAGUCGGAAGAGAGUGUCGAGAUUAAAAAGGAAAUUGAGCAAACUGGAGGAAAAAGAAUGUUUUGCUUUUGAUGGCAGAAUGUGCAUGAGACAUUUUUUUUUUAGAAAAAUAAAGAAUAGUAAGUGGUUGAUGAUUUGGAAAAUAAAUCAGCAUUUAGGUUGUUUCCUAUUGUUGAAGAAUAGAUGAUCAUGGUAAAGCCUACCAAGGCUGAGAGAGCUGCCCUGAAGAGGGCCGUUCGUUCGGCAGAAGAUUAUACUGCCAGGAUUUUGAACGAUGUCGCAGCCGUGAGAAGGAGAGCUCCUGAGUAUGUUAUUGACCCGGCAAAUUUGGAGAUAAUUUGUCGGUGUGAGCCUACUUCUAGCACGAUUGACGAAGGGUUAGCGAUGUUAGACGAACUUGAAGCGGAGUCCUUUGCUCCAGCACCGUUCGAAGGUGACUGGAGGUCCAUCGAUUUCGAAGAUAGCAGGGUCUUGGGCUUUAAGAACGUGAAAUUAUUGCGGAGAUUGAACGGACUUUUUCACACCGAAGAUCCGACGGCGUGGAGCCUCAUUCUUAAAGGGGGCACGUGUGAUGGACACGUUUUUUGCCCGGAAUCGUGGCCAUUUCGCAAGGCGAAAGAGGCAGACGACUCCGUUGCCGGGAUGAUCUUGCGGUGUGAAAAGGCAAAGUUUCUUACUAGGCCUAAGCCAGGGUAUCUAGGUGACCCAGUGCUCGAGAAUAUUUGGCUUACUUCGUUGAAAGAAGUGGAUGACGGGUUGUUAGAAGGCCCUUUUGAGAUAAGCGAACUCGGGGCAGAGGUGACGCACCUUGUCCCGAGAUUUGCAGUAUUUCAGAAGAAUAAAUGGAGGAUGAUUGACGAUGCUCGAGUUUUUAACUCGGGCUGUUCUUUGAAUAGAUUGGUCCCGCUUCCAACGCCUUUGCAGGCGCUUGCUAUGGCCUCUGCUACGGCACGCUUACAGGCGCAUACUAAGCUUGAUCCUAGGUAUGUUGAUCAUUUUCUUUUCAAUACUAAGAAACGGAAUCGUGAAGGUAAGCAGCCUUUUGUGGACUUUUCUGAUAUCCAUGAAGAAUUGUUGACUGGAUUUGAUCCAGAUCUUUUAGUUGAAGAAAAAGGCGAUCCAAUAGAAGGGAUCGUUAUAGACAUAGAGAAAGCUUACAAGACUAUUGGCAUUGUUAAGUCGCAGGAAUCCUCAAACUUCAUAGCAGUUUUUUCUACAGCACGGAAUAGGUGGGUAGCAUUUCGUGCGCUUUCGUUAGUUUUUGGUAACACGCAUUCAGUAGUAUGCUGGGUGAGAGUGGCUCAGUUGUUGAGUAAUAUUAUUCGUGGUCUCUUUCGCAUUCCAAAUAGCGUUUUCAUAGACGAUUUUCAUAGUUUUGUACAGAAUUCUUUGGGAAGUAAAGCAUCUAGCGCAAUGUGUAGAUUGUUUGAUUCUCUGGGUUGGGCAUAUAGGCCCGAGAAGGUUGAGGUGUCAAAUGAAUCUAUUACGUUGCUAGGUCUUGUUUUUCUACUACAGGGGCGGCCAGCAGUCGCCAUUCAUGAAAAUAGGAAAAUAGCAUAUAUAGAGGCAGUUGAAGAAGUGUUGAGGAAAGGUUCGCUGUCAUGUACAGAGGCAGCGUCCUUAUAUGGUAAGUUUAGUUUUGCUUUUUGUAGUAUGUGCGAUCGUAAGUUGCACCCUCUUUUGAGGCCAGUUCUUACGCGAAUGUUUCAGACGUCAGCGGAUUUUUCAUUAUCUAAAUGCCUGAAACUUAGCUUGAAUGCGUGUGCUGGUUUAUUGAGGACAGCACCACCUAGGAAGUUAUCCGCGUUGCCAGUCUCAUAUGUUCUAUACACGGACGCUAGUUGGAGGAGAGGUUCAGGAAUAAUUUGUGGUGUUUUGGUUGAUUUAAAACGCGUGUCGACGGAAUCCUUUGGGAGGGUUCGCAUGUGGAGGAUGCGCGUCAAGUCUGAUCAACUCCACGACUCAGUGGCGAAGUUCCCCAUCAAUUUUCUGGAAUCUCUUGCUCCUAUUGUAUCUAUUUUGUUAUGGUCGAGUUUUCUUGAAGAUAAAAGGGCUGAAGUUUUAGUAGACAAUUCGUCUGCGGAAGGUUCCUUGCACAGAAUGAAUAGUUCUACGGGUAACAUGGCGUUGGCCGCGUAUUUAUUUUGGCUUGAAUGUAGUAAAAGGAGCAUUUCUCCUGUUUUGGGGCGUGUGCCUUCGGAGGUCAAUAUAGCAGACCUACCGACGAAAGAGCCAUUGUUUCAGUUAUUUAAGGAGAAUUUUGAAUUUGAUGAAGAUCUAGUUGGUGGAUCAGUGCUUGAAGCAGUUGAGAAAAUGAUGAAAUUCGAUGUUGAGAAUGCUGAAAUUUUGCUUGCAGGUCCUAAAUGAAUGAAUGGAUUGAUCCUUUGGAAUUUUGAGAAUGUAAAGUGAUGAAUGAAAGAGGCGACUUGUUCUGAGUGUUAGAAUUGAAGAGGAAUUUGGAAUAGUGACGUAUUUGGUAAAGUAGACGGGAAAAGUCUUUUAAUUUGUCCCCAAAAAAAUUGUGGGUUUUAGCUUGUGAUCUUUAGUGGGUGAAAGUAGCGGCUCUCCUUGUGAGGUUGAAUAUUGUUCCAAAAUGGCGGUUGCUGCAGUACCGAAUGCCUUCCAGGUGCUCAUUGAUGAGCAAAUCCGCGACAAGGCGGACCCAGUGAAGGUAUGGACUUUUGUGGCAAGUGUUGACUCUAAGUUAGAAAAAUAGAGUUUUUCUUUGUGGAAAAGUAUAGACUUUGUUCUUUUUUUUUGACAUUAGUUCUGUUUCAUUUUGUUUCCUUUUUGAUUAUUUCAGGUGCGUGCGAUUAAGGAAGUUAUCCAGACGCAAUUUGGAGUCCUGGUUGGGAAUAUCUCUCAGAAGGAUCUCGGUGACAUCGAGUUGUUUUGCCAACUUGGGUCUUUGCACGAGCGCAAGUUUGGCCCUGCUGACAAGAUCAUGGAUUUGGUGUGCAAAGAUGCUGUCGCAGUUGUCCUGUUUGGUGGGUACUUACCUCCGAUUGAAGCUGACGAGGAGAAUGGUCAGCCCGCCCGUCCUGCUGGAGUCGAUUUGGGGCAAGUGAUGGCUGCUCAUCGUGUCGUUGCGGAUUUGUUGCAGGUAGUAAUUUUGUUUUUGGUAUAAAAGACGUCAGCGUGAGUAGAUGGAUGAGAAGAAAAGUUUACCUUGAUUCGCGAAAGGUGUCCCCUCUUAUAAUUCUUAUUUGUCUGUAAAAUUUUAGGUUUUCGCGGCUCCGAAUCUGGCCAAAGUCUCUGACGAUAUCAAGAAAAAGGCUUUGGAGGCGGUUUAUUCGAAGAACAUUCAGCGUUUAGCGGGGACAAAUAUGAUCGGGGGCCUCAACUAUUAUCAGCGGAUCACCACGUUCUUUCAGCUGGGUUUCCAGGAAGCUCUCGAGACAUACGUGGAGCGGUUCUCUUCUUUGGCUUUGGUUGAAAGAAGUACUGAAAUUCAAAUAGUUUGAAAUAUGGCAAGCAGAGCGUAGUGAAUAAGGUGGCAUCAAAGUAGGUAGAUAGAUGGACUUUGUGGCUUGUAGCUUCUUUCGAAUUGUGUGAUGUUCUCUGUCGUUACUAAAGGUUUUAGGUUUUAUAUAACGGAAUCUAAAAAUACAGCGCGAAAUCUGCUGCGAUGACGGCUCAAUUGGAGGCGCGAAUGAAGGAAUUGGACAAGAAGGAGUACCAGCGUGAGCGUCCGUCUCCGUACGGCUCGCCGGAGAAGAAAGGAGCUGGGAAAGGUCCGCGCUAUUGCUUCACUUGGUUGAAGCAAGGAAGAGGAAGUAGAGGUGUUAACUGUGGAAAAGAAGGUUGUAAGUUUCAGCAUGUUUUACCAGCUACUCGCGACUUGUGUGAAGAAUUGAAGAAGUUUUCGAAAGUUUUGUAUGACUGGGAUCUCGAUGUUGAAUUCGCAUCGGGCUCUUCCUCGGCAACUGAGUCUGCUACUGAAGAAGCUAAGAAAGAGUGAGUGUUGAAGCUAUCGUCUUGAUUUAGUUUUCGUUUCGAGAUCGAUUAACAUCUUUGUCGUUUCUGAAAAUUUAGGUCGAGUAGAAUGUGGAGUAUUCGCUUUUACGUUUCACACGAGUCGAGAGAAGAGAAUCGUGGUUAGUAGUUAAAAAUUUUUUAAAAAUAACGUUUAUGCUGCUUCUAGGAGUUUUCUUGGUUUCAGUCGUGGAAGUAGAUGUCUUCAGAGAGAAAUGUCCUUCCCUCUCACAAAUAAUCGUAGGAUUGAGAGAUGUGGGUGUUUCAAGUCCCUAGCACGAAUGUGUCCGCUGCGGCGGUAGUUAGUAACGAAGUGCGACGUAGUGAUUUAGAAUUAUCUUCUAGAAUUAUUCAUACUGAUAGUGCAUCGCUUGGAGGGGUUGUUAUACGACGGCCGCUAGAGGCAGCACUGUCGCUAGGUUCAUCUACUUCGAUUGUUGGAAAAGAUAAAGUUGUUCAAAAUGGAUCGUCUUCUGUUAAAUCUAGUAGUUUUCCAUCAACUAGUUCAUCGUCAUCUUCUUCAGCACGUGCGAAUGUUAUUAGGGUUGUUGGUGGAUUAUUCCACAGUGUGCAUGAUAGGUUGACUUUGCAACAAUUUGGAUCUACUCAGAUAACGCCUGCUGAGGUGAUGCAGGCGCAGAAUAACGAAGUUUUAUUUGAUCGCUUGAAGAAAUUUAUUGAGUCACUGAAGAAAAGCGCAGUUCUAGAUACUUCGCUCUCGGUUCAGAACAAAAUUCAGCUGAUGGCCAGCUAUGGACCCGCGAAGGCGCGCAAUAUUCUAGCAGCUAACACCGCUAGAGUAAAAGGCGAAGCGCUUAAAACAUGGGAUUCCUAUCUUAGUUUCUUCAAGUCUUAUCUAAAUUUGUGUUCAUCAAGAGGAGAAAAAGCUUUUCCCUACACCACGUGUAAGAUUGAAGAUUUUUUGAGUCUCUAUAAUCGAGCUUCAACUAUGAACGCAGCUAGAUCGGCCCUGCGCAAGAUCGCUGCUAUUCUUCAUGUUAAGUAUCCGGAUGAGGUGCAAUCUUCGACUAUAUCUAGAGGAAUCAAACGGCAUCAGCCGGUUAGUAAUGCGAAAGAUGCAAUCUCAGCGGAAUUCCUUAACAAAAUCCUUGGAAUGAAGAAGUUUCCGGUAGAAUACAAACACAUCUUCGUCAUGUGCUGGGUUUUUCUUCUUAGGUGUGGAGACGAAGGAAUUCCAUUAUGCAAGAUCCAGGACGAUGUGCAGAAGAACUUGAAAAAGAAGCUGUUGGAUCACUCAGCAGUGUGGUUAAAUGAGAAAGAGCGUACUGUUUCUAUCCGUUUGCGCAGUCGUAAAAAUAAGUUAGAAGGUGAUGUGGUUACAAGAAGUUGCACUUGUUUGACGUUUAAAAAUAGGCUUACUGACAAGACCUUUGAUCGUCCGCUGGACAAAGAUUAUGACAACGCCGUGUGGGCUCGCGAUUUCUGCCCCGUCUGUGUCCUGUGGGACCGCUUCUUCAGCCGAAAACCUCCUGGCGCUUCGCUUUUUCCGCGCACUUCGUAUGCGAAAGCCUUAUGGGCUAUUCAGUAUUCGGCUCGUAGGUUUUCCGAACCGGGCUCGUUUGGGACACAUUCGCUCCGGCGUGGCGGAGCUAGUGCUAUCGCGUCUUCAGGUGGAACGCUGUCUGACAUUUUGUGUGCUGGAAGCUGGAGUUCGAAUAGCGACGCGUGGCGUCGUUAUGUCUCGUUGAAGAAGUUAGAGACCACAGGAAUGGAUCUUGUAGCGAAGAACCAAGUUGAUGUGGAUAACGAAAUUGAAGUGAUUAGUAAUGGCGAAUCUGAUCAAUUGUCGGAAUGUGAAUUAGAUGAAGAUUGCUUUGCUGAUGAUGAAAUUGAGCUAGUUGGUGUUUAGAACUGUUUUUCUCUUGUAUCUUGUGUUGGUGCCCUCUUAAACUUCUAUCUUUGAUAAUUGUAAAAAGAAAUGAUGGAUCUCGUAUCUUCAUAUGAUGAGAGGGUUAUAUCCGGCCCUGUAUUUCAGUCACUCUUUGUUUUCUUCGUUGUUCUCUUUGUAAUUCAAAUCAGUAAGUUCAUGAAAAUGAUUGGCGAUAUGGUGAUGGUGCAUGCCAGGGAGCUUACAGCUCGGCAGAAUUCGAUUGAUGACGCGAUCGCGGAUAUCCGUCUUUUCAUGGAGGAGUUUCUUCCUCCUAAUGAUCAACGUCCUGAACAUUGGAGAACUUAAAUUUUUUUCGCUGAACUUGUGUAAUAUUCAAUGCUUGUUGUGUAAGUGGUUUUGUGCAUAAAUAUUAUUCCAGUUGUUGACAUCUGAGCUUUUAUUUUGUUUUCUUGUUAUUAUGCGCAUGUAAUUGAGAUUAUUUAUGAAUGUCACGAUCGAAGGGACCAGCCACCUAGGUCUGAGCAGCGUCCCACCUUUGUUUUGUGCCGGUGUUCUGCCUUUGCGGGGCGCGAUUGCACGUUCUGCGAACGGGACGACUUGUCAGUCGUCGGGAUGCCGGUGCCGAUCACGGCAACAGGAUCGUGUCUUUCAUUUAUAAUCUCCCCACUUAGUUCGAACCUUAGACAUGAAAGGUUUUGGCACUAGGAGUUGGAUUUGCUUUGUGAAGAUUCAAGUAAUAUUGUAAGGGAUAUGAUUAUGAGUUGGAGGUGGUGGCCACUCUUUCGGUGAAAAGGAUUGUAAGUAGCUUUGUUUGGUGAAAGUAGUUUAUCUUUAUUAGAGCACUUCCUAAGAUGGAUGAUGGCUGGCAUGGAUUGCAAUGCAUUGCAUGGAUGGCAUGGCCAGGCGGAGCGAAGGCGUGACCUUUUUAAAGGGGAAGCGCCCACUUCUCUGCUUGAACGCAGCGCCCCGCCUGACAAGGCCACGGGAGGGCCGUUGCCUUGCUUAUCUCGUUUUGCAUUGCCCGCCCGCGGAUAGGGGGGCCGUUUCUCGUAGGGGUGAGGCCGCGCGUGGGCUCCCUUUCGGUUCGAGCUGGCUGCAGGGAGGACGCAGAGCGCCUAACGCCUGGCCGCGUUGGAGAUGCCAGCGAACUAGCCUAGAUAUUCGCAGCUAGAUAGAAGCCGGGCCCCUAAGUAAGUGCGUAGUGGUUGAUGGGCGUAAGUGCCUAGGGCGUUAGGUUAUGGAGCCCCCCACUGCCCCCCGGGAUGGCAUUGCCAUGCUUGCGACCAGUGUGCUUGCAGUAUAUUGAUGCUUAUACUUUUUCGCUAUGGGCCCGCAUUAGAAGCAACAGGAAUGCAGUGGCGUCUGACUUUCAGUCUAGCCUUGGACUGCACGCGGCAAGUGCGCUAGUUUUCUUGCGUGCACAGGCUACGGCGCGUCUCUAUGGUCCCCUGCGUUGCCGGCGUUGGGGAGGUGGUCUCUGGGGGGGGGUGUUCUGACUGUAGCCUGCGUAUGCUGCGCCCGGAUGCGAAUGCUUCGAAGUUGCUUGUGCCCAAGCUGCUGGAAGGUGAAACUUGACUACAGUGAGUGCGGACGAUGGCGCCCUCGGGCGCCCCGAAAGAAAAAUCUUAGUUCUAAAUAGUGCCAUCCAUUGCCAUGCAUGCAAUCCAUCCCAUGCAUUUCAGAGAUCCGGAAAGCGCGAAACUCUCUACUUUAUGUUUAACAUGUGAUACUAGUCCAGUUUCUACAUUUGUUUUUAUGUUCAUCAAAGAUUAUUCUAUAUCAGGAAGAUCCAUGGAGCACUUUUUCUACAUACGUUUUUGCUUAUCAUCAUCACUGACAUUUUUGCCUGCAGCAUUUGAAUCAUCAACGUUUUUUCAUCAGUCACAGUCAGCCUUCUAAACCCAGUGCCAGUGGAUCUUUCAACGCAUCGUCUCACCAUCUUCGGAAAGCGUCUCGUCUUGAUGAUCGUCUUGAAGACAAUGGAAAGAACUCGUCGCAUACACCUGUUGGCUUGUCAGUGGCGAGAUCGUCUGAUGUUGGUCUUGCAGCAGACAAAUCGGCACCCCUUUUCAGUCGGAACUCUGGCCUUCGCAACGGCAGUGCCAAAAGGAGGUAUCACGUAAGUACUGGGUAACUAAGUUAGCAUGGGGGAUACGGAUUCGGAGUAGGGUUCUUCUGGAUUCGGUCUAGAUUUGCCACAAUAAAUUUAUCAUGACUUGUGUUCCUAGAACGUUUCGUCGGCGGAAAAACUUCAGUAGUGUCUACUAGGCGAAUAAUGGCGACAGCGCGACGCAUCUACGCGCCCGCUGGAGUCAGGCCACUGCCUUCCACUUUGCUCGCGCUGUCCAACCGGGCUGAGGGUGUGCGCAAUCGCUAGAACUACAACGCGGGCGCCCCGCGGUAGGGUUGACUUUUGGGGGGUGCUGCCCAUCCCCCAACUCAACGAACCUCCGCCGGCCUCGAUUGACACGCGCCGGGCCGCGUCUGUAGCGGCGCCCUUGUGCUGGACCGGUGCGCCGGCUCCCGUGCUGCCCCUGGCGCGGCGGUUCCAUUGUGUGGCGGCGGCGGGUGCGUAGACGGUGUCACGCGGCGUGGCGCACGCGCCUGGUCAUGGUAUGGGCCGGACGGGGUGGCCGUGCAGUGCUCCUUCGCGCCGGGGUGGAUACGUGGAUGCGCCGUGAGGCACGCAGACAGCCACAGGGUGCUGCCCCGCACCCCAGGCCUUGGGGUCGAUUUGCCUAAGCCGUGACCAGCAGGGGAGCGGCAAGUCUCAGGAAAAUCUCAGUUCUGAGACUGAAAAAAGUCUGGCGUUCGAGCUCGAACGCCAGGAUUUGAGAACCUUCGACGACGACCAUGGCCAAUUUCUGGGACUGUUCAAAAGUCUGGCGUUCGAGUGGAACCCCAGAGGUUUUUCCUGUCCAAACACUGACGCAGCAGGGGCCACUCGUUCGGUCUGUGGACAGGAAAACACCCUGGCGUUCGACUCGAACGCCAGACUUUUGCCUCCUCUCAGAAAUCUAAGGAGCCUGGCAUCGGGGGUUUUGAAGUCCUGGCGUUCGAGCUCGAACGCCAGACUUUUUGCAGGCGCGGGACUGAGAAUUCAACUGUCGGAGUUGAGGGGGUGCCUCCCUCGGGCUUGGAAGUUGGUGGCGCAGGCUCUGUUCUGUGUUUGUGCGGGAUGCAAUGGGCGGCCCAUUGUUGGGCUCAAGCUAGCUCUUCCAAGGUCGCUUUGCGUAGCAGUCGGCCUCUCAUUGUCGUCCAGGGUUGGGGAGCUGAAUUUCUUUGCGGCGUAGCGCGCUUGUUUCUGCUUGCUCGGGGAAUGGGAGUAGCUGCUGGAGGGGUACGCGCCGUCCUGACUGCUGGUCGUGUGCACUGGGGUUCGGGGAUUAUGCUAAGGGCCACAUGCUGGGGGGACUCUUUAUCGUGUGGCGCGCUGACGCUCACCGGGGCGGGACGUCGGCAUCUUGGUCCCUCUGCAGCCUUGGCGUCUUGUUAGGGUGUGCAGCGCCGUCCAUGGGGUCCCUGCCAUGCCCCUUCGGACCUUGUUGGUCUGGUUUCGGCUGGACGGUUCUAGUUUCCGAUGUUUGAAGGUAAAAACUCCCCGGUUGAUAUGACUGAAGUUUUUCCGCCGAAAUUAGGUGCUACUCCCCGAGUCAUGAAAUUUAUAUUUGGAUGAUUCGGUCUAGGGUUGCCAUAAUAGAUUUUGAUUUUUCUUUGGAUCUAGUUCUAGGUAGAUGUUGUGCCAUAGACUCGGGUCAUCUAGACGCUCUGCCAUGUAGUACUUGGAUCAUCUAGACGUUGCGCCAUAUACUUGGAUCAUCUAGACGUUGCGCCAUAAACUUGAAUCAUCUAGUCGCUCUGCCAUAUACUUGCCGGGUCAACUAGUACUAAAAAUAUUUAUGGAUCUACAGAUCGACUUUGAGUAGCCCAAUUUCAGGGUGGGGUGGGCGGCUCUACAGAUCGACUUUGAGUACCCCAAUUUUUGGGUUGGGCUAAAUUUGAAGAAAUGCGAUCGCGGUGAGUGGCUCUUUUUUCCUACCUCAAGUGAUGGGCGGAGCCGUACUAGCCUCUUUUCCUAUUUGGUUGGGCUUGCUUUGACUGGCGACUGCGGUGAGCGGCUCUACAGACACAUUUUUCCUAGCGGCUCUGCAUACCCUUUUGUCCUAGCCCAAGUGUAGGACGGAGCUACAGCCCCUUUUCCAAUUUUGUCGUAUUUGCUUUGAAUGAACUCAACUUUGCGGUGGCGAGCUCUACAGGCCAGCUUUGCAUUACCCGAUCACGGGACGAGGCUAUCGCCUUGUUUGCUCGCUUGAAUUUAGCUGAUCAUAUUUAUAGUGUUGAUUUUCAGAAAAUACAAGUAGCAUUGUGCGUGUCUACUGCGACAUUAUAACUAGCAGCCACAAGGAGCUUCGCCCGGCUCCAAGUUUACCACUUUUUCGCCCACGGGCUACAGCUAGAGACAGCCCGCGGGCUGGGUAGUGAGCCUCGACGGAUUGACUGUGGCGAGACUGCUGGCACUCGCGAGCUUAGCUACGUCGACCCAUGGGAAGGCGGGCGGGCUGCUUUUGGACUACUGGGGGGCCACGCAAAUUCUUCAGAAUUUGCAAGACUCUCACGGCAGUCCAAGCAAAAAAACCGGAAGAGAACCACCGCACACGCAUAUUAAGGACCCGCAGGGCCCAACGCUUAUAGCCCGCCCACGGUGGUAGGCAAGAGUGAGGGCAGGGGGACCCGGACGGGCCAAGAAAAAGCAACGGAUGGCCGCGCCUGCUGGGUCUCUCUACUUGCAACCGCUGAGCCUCUCUUCUUCGUCUUUCGUCGGUCAGAGAAGAGCCGCCUGCUGGAUGGAUGUCAGCCUUUCGGAAGACCGACGGCUUUCGUCAGGCUGGCGCUCUUCGUCUGACUGUCUAUGGUCUUUCUGCUAUCGACAGGCCGACGCCUUUCGUCAGGCUGACGGCUUUCGCUUGUCAGGCCCGUGGCGUUUCGUGUCGUCGGUCGUCAGAUGUCUCUCGUCCGACUUCUAUCUCUAACUUGCGUCCUUACCCCUGUCGGGAGUUUUUCCGGCUUCUUUUUUGUAAGUAUGCCCGGGGACCUUCUCGUAACUUUCCGCAAGAAAGCGGUCGGAGACUAUCGGGACUGUGGCUGGAGGGCGGGAAGCCGCUCCUGGAGACUAUAGGCAAGGACCUCGAGGGAGGUGCGGACGACUCUCCCGCGGGGUAGGUGGGGAGUUUUGUGGCGGUGAUUUUUUCUAGGUUAAUAAUUAUUUUUUUGCAAUGUUUGAGCCCGACUAUCCUCUCUUGUUCUAGGCGCCGUGGCGACGGACAGAGUGUAACGCGGAGCACCAAAUCCAGUGAAAUGAAAGAGCGACUAGCUACUUGUGCCAGAUCGCGUCCACCUCCUCCAGAGUUAGAGCGGUACUAAGAAGACUAAGUACAACUUUUACUUGCCUUUAUUUUCAUAAGAUCUUAGUCUUAUCCCUUCUUUCAUAAUACUACACUACUGCUUCUACUUCUAUCUACUAAUAUCGUUGCUCCUCUUAUUGCUUGAGUAUGAGUAUUAAUGUUGCUGUAGUUCCGUUUGUCAAGCGUUAGUAACUUCCCAGGUAGGACUAGGAGUGGGACAACUUGGCAUCACGUGCUCUCCAAUCUUUUGAAAUUGUACGACUGCACUGCUAUUUGUUUCGCAAAGCAAGAUCAAUUCUAAUCUUGUUCUUGUUCGUACUACACUAAGAAUAUGUACAAGGUCGAGCACGAAGAUGCUUGAGCUGUACUCUCCCUGAAAAUGUUCUUCCUCUCUUAUCUUGCAGAAGCGGAAGCUGUGCCAAGAGCGGAAGCUUUGCGUGAAAGGCUCAACACUUGCGCUUUCUUAGCAGCGUUCACGAGGAGGAUGAAUUGUUGCGGAGAAACCGGUAAGAAGGGAGGUGGGUUCCUGUAGUCGACCAAGACACCAACCUCAUCACUACAUAUAUGCUGUUGGGCAAAAAGUAGAGUUGUGGUGUACGUAGGCGUACAACAACAAGCACAAGAUCCAUAGUAAGUUGUGAACUAGUACUAGUUCAUGAAGAAGUAGAAGAGUCAGCAGCCUUUAUUCACGUUUUUUGUGCUUCAAGUACCUACAAGAAGAGCAGCCUUUUUUUGAUUUUUCAAAGUGGAGGACAAAGAGGAUUUCCAUUUUCGUUUCAUUUAGAUACUUCGCCGUCGCCCUUCCCCUUCGGAAAUGGAAAGCGCUGCCUCUCUUCAGCAAGUGCAAGAAGUGAACGGAAAGAGCCAUGAAUUAUGCCGACAUAGGUGCACACUGUUGUAGAUCAAGUUCAAGCACCGAGUCCUCCUCCUCUGCUUCAAAGCUUAUACGACGUCCAUGGCGGUCAGGAUAAAUUCCUGUUCUUCUUGGGACAAUAUUUUUAUAACAGUGCCUCCUAGUUCAUCAAGUAGCUAGUUGUUUGUUCUUGUUUCUACUUCAUACUAUGAUCAAGGCAUGAACAUGAACAAGAACAAUAUCCUCAACAGCAAGAUCCUGAAGAACCUACACCAGAGAGCCAAAAGAACAGAGAGGAUCGUCAAAAACCUAGAUACAUAGAUCCAAAAGAUCCUAGACUAUAUGACUCAUAUACAGAGGAGAAGUAAUAUUGUUGUAACUAGUAUGAAGAUCCUAUUGAUUAUAACACGAGAAAGCGAAGGUCUCCAUGUCUAGGGGAGUGCGUCACGAUCUUGAUGUAGUUGCUCAUAGUUGUUGACACUUUAUGUUGAUGCUUAGUUCAUCUUCCCGUCAUCCCUCCACUUCCAAUGUUUUUGCCUCAACGAUUCCCGCCCAAGAGCGUCUACUUCUGCUAGGUAGAAGAAUAAAGGUGACUUCUAUCGUUAAUAUAUGGUAUAAAUCCAAGUUAUCGCUAUGAUUACUUAUUUGAAUUCGAAAUACUACAUUUAGACUUACACUCAUCUUCUUUUUUUGGCACCACAUCAUCAACAUCACCCCGCUCGUUUUACUUGUGUGAUUCGUACGCUACCCUACACUAGAUCUAGAACUAGAAGCUCCCUUGUUCAGAAAUCUACAAGACCAGCCCACGCCAACGUCAGACGUACGAAAAGAGUACUACGGUGCAAUAUUGCAUCUACGUCCAUUGAUGUUUUAUUAAGGAGUUAAUUAUAGAUCACCCAUACAUUAUUUUUUUCGGACCUUUUUCUUUUCCUGCACCUACGAAGAUAGCAGUUGUUUGAACAUUGAGUGUCGACGUGAAAACCGAUGCCGCCAAAAGCGUUGCGAGAAAGUAUCGGCGUCAUCAUGAUGGUAAGUCCCUUCCUCUCGCAGAAGUGCUUACCAGCAAGUGCUACAAGAAAUACGUGACACAGCCUUGCGCAGCGAAUUACAUUCAAAGAACCACAAAGGCAGGAGCGCCGCCAACUGACAAACAUGUAGAGGUAGAUACAACAUAUACUCGUA
Messenger RNA from Amoebophrya sp. A25, 17874 nucleotides. The record is from the annotation of a GenBank genome assembly. Lineage: Eukaryota; Dinophyceae; Syndiniales; Amoebophryaceae.